This is a messenger RNA of Cucurbita moschata (crookneck pumpkin), 408 nucleotides long. Its product is annotated as basic form of pathogenesis-related protein 1-like. Lineage: Eukaryota; Viridiplantae; Streptophyta; Magnoliopsida; Cucurbitales; Cucurbitaceae. Gene Ontology annotation, cellular component: extracellular region. The coding region runs from base 1 to 408 and encodes 135 amino acids. The record is from RefSeq and is a predicted model, not a curated record. The transcript has 2 exons.
AUGGCCGCUUUCAUGGUCACUUCCAUUUUCCUCCUCGCCCUAACCAACGCUCAAAACGCCCCCAGUGACUACCUCGCGCUUCACAAUCGAGCUCGAGCCCAGGUCGGCGUCGACCCCAUGCAAUGGAGCAACACCGUGGCCGCAUACGCUCAAGCCUAUGCGAAAAAAAGAAAGCCGCAGGCUACUACCCCUGAGUUCACCGGGAAGGAUGCGGUGAAGCUGUGGGCGAACGAGAAGCCGCUGUAUGAUCAUGCUUCGAAUAAAUGCGUGGGUGGUGAAUGUGGGCACUACACUCAGAUGGUGUGGCGGAGCUCGGUGCGGCUUGGAUGUGCUAGAGUGCCCUGUAAAGCGAAUUCUCAGUUUGUUGUUUGCAAUUAUGAUCCUCGCAACUGGGGAAAAGCCUUAUGA